AUGGAUAGGGAUUUUGAAUCAAUGGAGUUAGAGUCGUUCUUGAUGGAGUUAGAGUCGUUCUUGAUGGAGGAAGAACUGUAUUCAACAAUGGAAGCAACUAACAAUGCUUACACUACUUUCAACUUCGAUGACCAGCGGGCUGUUCAGCCUCCUGAGAUUCCUCAAGAAUUUGAUUAUUCUGAUCUUUCCAGCACUUCUUUAUUUGCAGAUCCACCUCUUCUUCCUUCUUUUUCUCCUCAAGAUCCAAAACUUGGGUCUCAAGGAGAGAAAAUGUUGCAAGAAAAGCAUUUGUGUCUGCAACAAAAUCAACAAGAACAAGUUCUAGAGAAGCAACAACAGGAGGAGGAAGAAGAGGAUGUGGAGGUGGAGGUGGAAGUGGAAGGGGAAGGGGAAGGAGAAAGUGAUGCUAAGAAGCAAAAUGGGAAUGAGGGUACAAGUAGAAAUAUUGUAUUUGAAAGGAAGAGAAGAAAGCGUUUAAAUCAACAACUCAUGACAUUAAGGUCUCUUGUCCCCAACAUUACAAAGAUGGAUAAGAGUUCGAUUCUUAUCGAUGCUCAUGCUUAUCUCCAGAAUGUACUGCAACAGAUAGAUAAAGAAAUGGAGAAACCCAGUUUACCCAAAUCAUCGACUUUUGCUUCUUCCUCAUUAGGGGAAGAUUCAUCUACUAUGGUUGAUGUUGAAGCUCCACCAUUGAAGGUUCAUACUCAAGAGUUUGAUCGUUUUGCUUGUAUUCCUGCAAUCUCAAAGAUAGAAGGAGAUAUACUGGGUGAUGAAAGGUUCAUAUUGAAGAUUUGGUGCAACAAGGGAGUGGGAGCAGUUGGGCUUGUUGAAAGAGCAAUUGAGAUGCUGGGUUUGCAAAUUACAUGUGCGUCAAUUGAUCAGUUUGAUAAUGCAAAUAUGGUUACUACCACUUUCCUUCGUAGUAAGAAAAAGGGGGUUUUUACCCUAGAAAAGCUCCUGAAGAAGGUGAAAACAAAUGCUACAGAGUUGGGUCUCUGGUUGUAAUUUUAACAAA
Molecule: messenger RNA, 1015 nt
Organism: Telopea speciosissima
Lineage: Eukaryota; Viridiplantae; Streptophyta; Magnoliopsida; Proteales; Proteaceae
Product: transcription factor bHLH35-like
Exons: 4
Coding region: 1-1005 (334 amino acids)
Biological process (GO): regulation of DNA-templated transcription
Cellular component (GO): nucleus
Molecular function (GO): protein dimerization activity; sequence-specific DNA binding; DNA-binding transcription factor activity
Source: RefSeq, a predicted model, not a curated record